AUGUAUGUAAUGAUAACAGUAUUACAAACAACUAGUUCAGAAUCCACAUCUUCAACCAGUUCGGGUUCUUCAUCAAGUAGCUCAUCGAGUUCAGGCAGUGAAUCCAGUUCAUCUGAUUCAGAGAACUCCAGUAGUUCUGCCAAUAGUGAGAAAGCAUCUGAUACAGAAAGAACUAGGAAAAAAGCGCAGUUUCCAGCCACUCGUCAUGUUAAAUCCAAAGUUGAAACAGUAUCUGUGCCACCUCUGGAAAAUAAAAAUAAAGAACGGCAGCCAUCAAAACCCAGACCAUCAGUGUAUUCCUCCGAGUCUGAAGAGUUGCCCAAUAAGGCAAAAUCACCCCAAAAGAGGAAACCGCCGGCUAAACCGAAAGCUACUGCUACUGUUGCACCAGUUGUUAAGACACAAAGGUCUCCUGCAAAACCAGUGCCUGCAUCAGGACAGCAUAAAACUACACCUGCUUCAAAACCUGCCAAUGCCAAAUCCAACAAAUUUUCUGGUUCCACAAAUGCCAAUGGCAAACCUCCCGAAAAAUCUGGGAAGACAACGGAACCAGUCCAGAAGAAAUUGAAGAAGAAAAGUAUAUUCAGUCCAGAAAACAGUAGCGAAAGUGACAGUGGUGUCUCAGCAAAAGCUAAUACAGUGAAACCAACUAGUAGUUCUGCGAAAUGUUCCAAAAAUCCGCCGACUAAGGUAAAAUUAAAUGAAACCAAGCAAAAAUCAGCAACAACAUCAGCAACAAGCAGACCUGUUCCAAAACCCGUGCAGCCACAGAAAUCAGAUAGUUCGGCCAGUUCGAAGAGUUCUGGUGGUUCGGCAUCCUCUGGUAGUUCGGACAGUAGCUCCGAUUCGGAAUCGUCAGAAAGUAUCACCAGCUCUCAACCUCAACCGAAAAAGAAAGAAACGCAACCUAGUGCAUUAGCGAGUAAUACCAUAACGGGCGUACCACCUAAGAGACCUUCCGCGACUGUCGCACCAGUAAAACCGCAAAAAGCAGUUACCAGACGACAAGGUGCGGUAAAAAGCGACAACGAUGGAGAUGCGUCUGCAAGUGAGAAAGAGAUGGAUGAUCGUGAAACAUCGCCUUCGAAAGCGGCGACGAAAGGGAAGCGGAAACUGCAAACACGCAAAGGAAGUAAAUUGCUCCAGUUACAGGCGAAGGCAAUCAGCGAUUCCGAAUCUGAUACAGCUGAGAGUAAGAGGAGCACAAGUAAGUCGCCUGUCAAACGCGCUGGACCAUCCGCCGCCGCUAGACAAUCCUCUGGAACUGGUAGAUCAACACAGAACAGUAGUAUUGCCUCCAAUAUUACAAGUGGUAGAACAAAUCAAGCUUCCUAUAAUCGAGCACGUGCAAAAGAGCGUGAAUGUCCAUUAGCUGCGUCCUGCGACUCGCGAGGUCAUCUCUCCGGAAAACUCGACACGCACUUUACUUUAGAAGCGUGUCCAUUAUAUCAUAAUACCACACCUCAGGCUUGCAUAGAAUUUUAUAAGGAAAGAAAAAAGCGAGAGGAAGAACGCAAGAAGGCGAUAGCAAAUCUAGCAAAAAAACCUAAAGGUGUUCAUCAAACUACUGAACAGCGCAAUUAUCAACUUAAAGUACGAGAAAUGAGAAACAAAUGGAAGGGUAACACUGGUGAUGGUAACGAAAGCGAUAGCGGCGGUGAAUUGCAGGGGAAUGAAAAGGACAAGCAGCCUCGAUUGAACAAUCUCACGCCUGAUUAUGACUUGAAACUAUUUAUGGAAGCUCAGGCAAUAGCAAGUGAAAAAAUCGUAAAUUAUGACGGAGAAGGUAGAAAUGGUGGCGGCACUAGAGUCGUAGAAAUGGGAAAAUGGGAAAUGGAAGUUUGGUAUCAAAGUCCUUAUCCUGAAGAAUAUAGUCGUGCUCCAAAGCUAUAUCUUUGUGAAUAUUGUCUGAGGUAUGCGAAAAGUCGUCAAGUUUUAAGGAGACAUCGAGAAAAAUGUUUGUGGAGACAUCCACCGGGACAUGAAGUGUAUAGAAAGGAUAAAAUAGGUGUAUGGGAAGUGGAUGGGAAGCGGUAUAAGCAGUAUUGUCAGAAUCUUUGUUUGCUGGCCAAAUUCUUCCUGGAUCAUAAAACAUUAUACUACGAUGUCGAGCCAUUUCUUUUCUAUGUCAUGACGAUCGGUGAUUCUGAAGGCUGCCACACCGUCGGAUACUUUAGCAAAGAGAAGAACUCCUUCCUGAAUUACAAUGUGUCCUGCAUUCUAACGCUACCGCCUUAUCAAAGACAGGGUUAUGGCCGGCUACUCAUCGACUUUAGUUACCUGCUGACGAGGGUCGAGAAGAAGAUCGGUUCGCCAGAGAAGCCGUUGUCGGACCUCGGUCUGAUCUCCUACCGCAGCUACUGGAAGGACGUUUUGCUGCAGUACCUCUGCAAUUUCGGCGGCAAGGAAAUCUCCGUAAAAGAUAUCAGCAAGGAAAUGGCCAUCGACUCGUACGACAUUGUCAGCACUUUACAGGCCCUCGGCAUGAUGAAGUACUGGAAGGGCAAGCAUAUCAUCCUGAAGAAACAGGACGUGAUCGACGACUACAAGGAGAGGGUGAAGAGACGCGGCCCCGUCUACAAAGAGAUCGAUCCGGAGUGUCUAAAAUGGAACCCCUUCCAGCCACCCAAGACGCCCUCCGCCUCGAACUAAGGUCUACCAGGAGCCUGAAAGUACGCUACCCCUUCUCCACCCCUUCUCGUCUUCUCCCCUCUUCAUAGCGCGACUCGAGAGACGACGGUCGAUUCUCGCCGUCGUCAUCGUCGUCAUCGUCGUCACCAUCGUCAUCGUCGCUUUAUUAGGGAUGUUGCCGGAUUCAGCGACUAUUCGGUAUCCAGCCAAUCCAGCCAUAUUUUUUUAUAACCCGUCGGAUUACGAAAAAGUCAUUUUCCAUAAUUCAAUAGAUAAUUAUAUAUAAAAUUUGAAUUUUUUUGAAAUGCAAUGAAUAUUAAAGUUAAUAACUUUUAUCAUGUAAGAUACAUUCAUAAAAAUACUUAGUUAAGUUAGGAUGUCUAAUGAAAUAGAUAGAUCGUCGAGAUAUUUCACGAUGUCCGACGAAUCUGCCUAAAUAUUUUUAUCAAUAUUUGAUUGUUGAUAACAUAUACAUUUACAUAUAUGAUAUGUGUGUGCACAUAUAUUUGACUUUUUCAAUUUUUUUUAUGUAAUUGCCGAAUAACCGAAUAUCCGAUUAUCCAGCAAAUUCUAUCCGGCACAUCCCAAUCUUUAUCCGUUUCCGACCUUCCCACCAAGCACUCACGCAGUGCGAGAAAUAAGCCGACAGAUUUCACACCAGUGAGAACCAUGAAAAUCCUUCCAAGUAUUCCUCCGUCGUUCCGAAGCACACAGUGAAGACGACGGUGAGUAUCUCAUUCUAUUGGCAAUAUCGUUAAGCCUCACCGCGAGAAGGACUUCUCUCUUCAUGUUUAAGAUGCGUCGGUCGGAGGUCGACAGGAUCCGAUAAUAAUUGCGACUGGAAAGUGCAUGAGAAAUGUCUCUCCGAUGCUGACGAAAGCAGGCAAGCCGAUAAGACAUGGCGACUGAUGAGAUGUCGAGGAUAUAUUUAUACUCGCAUUAUCAUUUCGCACUUGCCUGUUUUAUUUUUAAACCGGAUCUUCUUUUAAUAUAUUUCCCACUUUAGUAUCUUUUAUUAGAA
Messenger RNA from Pogonomyrmex barbatus (red harvester ant), 3652 nucleotides. It is a transcript of the gene chm, whose product is annotated as lysine acetyltransferase chameau. Lineage: Eukaryota; Metazoa; Arthropoda; Insecta; Hymenoptera; Formicidae. Gene Ontology annotation, biological process: regulation of transcription by RNA polymerase II. The record is from RefSeq and is a predicted model, not a curated record. Gene Ontology annotation, molecular function: histone H3 acetyltransferase activity; chromatin binding; histone H4 acetyltransferase activity. Gene Ontology annotation, cellular component: chromatin; histone H3-K14 acetyltransferase complex; nucleus.